CAGAGGCAGAGCAAGGAUUGAAAAUGGAGCUCCUGACAUCUCUGCACGAGUUGCCUCGGACUUGAGGUGAAGCCUCAAAAUAGAUGAUGUCAUCAUUCCGAGAGGCUGCAACAUCUCCUGGCUGUGGCCCUGUAGUUAAGGGCAAUGUUUCCAUAGAGACGUCCAGCUUCGCUCACGUGAUCUUCCAGAAUGUGGAGAAGAGUUUCCUGCCUCAGGCUCCACUGGAGUGCCACUACACCCUCACCCCUGCUAUAACGCCCCAUCCCAAAGAUUGGGUUGGCAUCUUUAAAGUCGGCUGGAGCACAGCGAGAGAUUACUACACAUUCUUGUGGUCUCCCAUGCCCGAGAACUAUGUAGAAGGCUCAACUGUCCAUAGAGUCAUAGUGUUCCAGGGUUACUAUGUUCCACGUAGCGAUGGAGAGUUCUAUCAGUUCUGUUAUGUGACUCACGGGGGAGAGAUCCGUGGUGCGAGCACGCCUUUCCAGUUCCGACAGGCCAUGCCUUCCGGGGAGGAGCUGCUGACCGUGGAGGACGAGGGCAAUUCAGACAUCCUGGUGGUGACCACCAAGACUGGACUCCUCGAGCAGCGUGUGUGUGUGGCGCAGCAGGAGUGCAUGGAGCUGCAGCAGAAGCUGUGUGUCCUGCAGAGGGAGAAGGAGCAGCUGCAGGCUGACCACCGGAGACUCCAGAGGGACAGGGAGGACGAGAGGGACACCUACACACAGAUACACACACACAACAAGGAGCUCCUACAUCUGUGUGAGGCGGAGAGGGAGGAGCUGAGGAGAAGGCUGCAGGAGUCAAAGGAAAGGACUCAGCAACUAGAGGAGGAGCAACAGAUUCUGAAGGACAAGCUUCACAAGGUCACACUGGAGAAGGAGAGUCUGGAGUCUCAGCUGAAGGCUGAGAGAGCCGAGAGGGACCUCCAUAAGGCCCAUGUGCGGAGUGCUGAGCUGGAGAACACCAAGCUGACUGCGGAGCUGCAGAUGCUGAAGGCCAUGGAGCUGAACAGGGAGGUGACCAUCGCCCAGUACCAGGAGGAGCUGCAGAGACUCCGCACCGCAGACAUAGGCGAGGCUGUCCGUCUGAAGGAGCAUCUAAAGCAGGUGGAGGUGAAGCUCCAGUGCUCCCAGCAGGAGGCCGCGCUCCUGGGGGCCGACCUGCGCACGGCGUCCAGCCGGUGUGAGCAGAGCGCGCGCGAGCUCCAGAGGGUCCAGCGGGAGGCCGGCGCCCUGCGGGCCAGCCUGUCGGAGGCUCAGGCCCAGAGCCAGAGUGCCCACUCCCAGCUGGACAGGCUGAGACACGUUGAGGCCAGUCAGAAGGAGGGCGGUGCCCCCUGCGCCGUGUCCCAGGUGGAGGCCGAGCUGCACAAGGAGGUGGACGAGCUGAAGGUGCGUCUGCAGAUGGCGGCCGAGCACUACAAGGAGAAGUACCGCGAGUGCCAGAAGCUACGCAAGCAGGUCAAGCAGCUGAGCCAGCAGGCCCAGGGGCCGCCGGCCGACAGCCCGGAGCAGGGGGAGUGGGGGGGCAGCGCCGGACACAGCCCUGACCAGGUGGAGCCAGGGGAUCCAAAGAGAAAUGAUGGUGAGAUGGCAACUGAAAUGAUCCAGGAGACCAUCUUACCCAGCACAGAGGUGCCUCUUGCAGAUUCCCCCCACAUCGAGGAGAGUCCAGUCAGCGAGAGAGGUGGAGCAGGAGAGGAGUCCGACGAAAAAGAGUCGGAGAGUGACGGCGAUGGAGAACACCGAGAAGACAAUCACAGUGACGGAGAGAGAGAGGAAGGAGAGAGAGCAGAGGGAGAGGAGGAGAGUAGAGAGGAGGACGAGAGUGCUGACUUGAUGGAGGAGAACUGGAAAGAGCAGUGCUCCAUCAACAUGAACAUCGCCCAACUGCUGAGGGCUCAGCUGGAGGAGAAGACCAGGGAAGUGACGGCGCUGAGGGAGAGCCUGUCUGACGUGAUGCGGGAGAAGGAGAGACUGGAGAAGGAGCUGCGUGUGUUUGUGGCGGUGCAGAGGCCAGAGAGCUCGGGGGAGGCGGUGGCGCUGCUCUACCCGCUCCCCUACACCCAGGAGCACCCCCCACCCCCGCUCAUCCAGCAGAGGCCUGCUGACCUUCACUACGGAAACCCCUACGCCACAGACCAGGUAGAGGGUGCUGCUGGGGCCGCAGGUGGAGCAGGUGCUGAGGGAGUGGUGUGCAUGCAGCCGUCACGUGGUCUGAGUCUUCCUGACGGCCUCGAGAACGCCUUUCAAGAGCCCAGCCAAAGUGGGAGUGAGGAAACUCGUGAGGUGUUUGGCCAUCGUACUCCCAAAAAUACAGAGAAGAGAACCAGCUUCUGCUUUGAUACCAGUUCCGAGGUGCAGAAGCGCUGCCCGCUGUGCGAGGUGAUCUUCCCGCCCCAGUUUGAGCAGCGCAGCUUCGAGCAGCACGUGGAGUCCCACUGGCGCGUGUGUCCCGUCUGCAGCGAGCAGUUCCCCCUGCACACGCAGCAGCUGCUCUACGAGAGGCACGUGCUCACGCACUUUGAUGGCAACGUGCUCAACUUCGACUAGCCAGUACAGAACAGGACAGGUGUGUGUGCGUGCGUGUGUGUGCGUGCGCGCGCAUGUGUGUGUGUGUGUGUGUGUGUGUGUGUGUGUGCGUGCGCGCGCAUGUGUGUGUGUGUGUGUGCGCGCGUGUGUGUCUGUAUGGCUGUCUUUUGACAAGAGGUCCCCAAGUGUACAGACGGUUGAUGAUGUGUCUUUGGUGAGUGAGGCUAUAUGGUUGCUGAUGGCGUUUGUGUCCUGAACAUGUAAGCUGCAGCAUUGCCAUACAUGUACAUUUCAGUUGGUUUUGAAGCUCAUGUAACCCACUCUGGUGCUUCUUCAUAACAACCAUCAGACCUUUCUAUCAUUGGAGCCCACCAACUCAAUUCGAUGUCGCUGUUAGACACAAAAUAAUUAGCUGGCAGUGAUGCCAUCUAUAUCAGCCAUUAAUACUUCCAUUACAGUUUCAUGUGCGUUGCCACAAAUGGCCAUUAGUUAGUGUGUUGAAACUGAGCGUUAUAAAGAUGGCUAGCAGAAUGUAGAAUGUAAAUAUUACAUACAUCAGCUUGACACUUCCUGUUCCGCUACCUAUAUAUAAACAUGCACCCCUGGAUUUACAGUCCCUCAUGUACACCUGGUAACUCAUACAUGACAUGUCCAAAUCCUCAUGAUCUGAAACAUAUUGCUGCAGCAUGCACGACAGGAGCCUGGACAACUGUCCCUGCUUGGGUCACAAUGCCAUGAUAGGAUUAUAAUAGUAUGUCCUUUACUUUUGGAACCAGACAAGGAACUGACUGCAGUAGGAGAUCACCAGUAUGUCUAACUUGAGAAGUUGGUGAAGGAUGGUAGGGGAACAUCACCAGUAUGUCUCUAACUUGAGGAGUUGGUGAAGGAUGGUAGGGGAACAUCACCAGUAUGUCUCUAACUUGAGGAGUUGGUGAAGGAUGGUAGGGGAACAUCACCAGUAUGUCUCUAACUUGAGGAGUUGGUGAAGGAUGGUAGGGGAACAUCACCAGUAUGUCUCUAACUUGAGAAGUUGGUGAAGCAUUAGCUGUGCAGAUUGUUUGUUUAAACAGCCAGAAUAGUUUUUGUGUUAUUGUAUGUACAGUAAAGUGACACACUGAAAUGCUGAUGGCUUUACGUGACUACUGUAUGUUUAGCUGGAAUACCUUUGUGGGAGUUAACUGUAGUCUAAUCCUGUGCAAUUCUGUGACACGCAUUGGUUUGACUGGUAUUCAUUUCCAUUGCCUGGAACAGGGAUCAACAUUUUGGAUCUGUUUUAUUCAUGCAUUGUCUGGAAUUAUGUUUGUAGGUUCUGGAAUCAGUUUAUGAUGACAUAUUAUGAUUACGUUCUUUAAAACAAUAAAUUGCAUGUAAUUAGUGGACCUACUCAACUUUGGGUACUCAUAGAACAUACAGGUCUACAUUCCUGCAUAAUAUAAUGAAAAGAAACUUUUAUAAAUGUAAUUUAAAAAAAAAAUGUUUUCUCUCUCUGGAGAAAUGUCUGUAUUAGGAGCAAAUGUGAUAUAUGGAAAUAUGUAUAAAUGUACAUGUAAAGAGAUUUCCGUGCACAAAAUGAAAUGAA
Molecule: messenger RNA, 4110 nt
Organism: Sardina pilchardus (European sardine)
Lineage: Eukaryota; Metazoa; Chordata; Actinopteri; Clupeiformes; Clupeidae
Gene: tax1bp1a
Product: Tax1 (human T-cell leukemia virus type I) binding protein 1a
Exons: 17
Coding region: 84-2552 (822 amino acids)
Source: RefSeq, a predicted model, not a curated record